AUGUUCACCAGAUCGUUACAAAGACAAGCCAUCAGGUUUAACAGCACAGUUGCAAAGUCAGCACCUAGAGCUUUGUCCAAUGCAUACAUUGGCAAGUUAGAAUCAAGAUGGACCACUUUGCCAAAGGAGGACCAACAAACCAUCAUAGAGGAAUUGAAAUCAAGAAUGGAAUUGCCAUGGCAAGAGUUGUCUCCCGCUGAGAAAAAGGCUGCUUACUACAUUUCCUUUGGAGAAUGGGGACCAAGAAGACCGUUAUAUGCUCCAGGAGAAAAAUCACAAAUUUUUUGGAUCGUCACUGGUUGUUUCAUUGGAUCAAUCUUUAUGUUUGCUGGUAUCAAGAUGUUGGCUAAACCAGCUCCAGCAUCUUUGGGCAGAGAAUGGCAAGAGAAGUCGGACGAGUACUUGAAGUCAAAGAACGCCAACCCAUUCUCUGGUUACUCACAAAUUCAAUAA
Lodderomyces parapsilosis is the source of this 453-nucleotide messenger RNA. It is a transcript of the gene COX5, whose product is annotated as cytochrome c oxidase subunit Va. Bases 1 to 453 code for a protein of 150 amino acids. The record is from RefSeq and is a predicted model, not a curated record. Gene Ontology annotation, biological process: mitochondrial electron transport, cytochrome c to oxygen. Lineage: Eukaryota; Fungi; Ascomycota; Pichiomycetes; Serinales; Debaryomycetaceae. The transcript has a single exon.